Lactuca sativa (garden lettuce) is the source of this 2029-nucleotide messenger RNA. Lineage: Eukaryota; Viridiplantae; Streptophyta; Magnoliopsida; Asterales; Asteraceae. The record is from RefSeq and is a predicted model, not a curated record.
CUACUCAUUGGGCUUCUCACUUCUCUUUGAAAAGUCAAACAUAUUACGUGUUUAGACUUUCUUACCAGAAUAGGUAUCUUCUUGAACUCGUAUAAAACCAAGAUCUCUUAUUGGCAUAAUUCAUAGCUGUACUUCCCCAAAAUAAAAACCCAUUGUUUUCUUAGCUCUUUAACUUAUACUACAAAUUCUUGCAUUCAUUAAUGGCUGAUCUUGAACAAGAUAUCCAAAUUCCUCGCUUUUUUAUCUGUCCAAUUUCGCUUGAGAUCAUGAAAGACCCUGUAGCUCUCUCUACAGGGAUCACAUAUGAUCGUGAUAGCAUCGAGAAAUGGUUGUUUUCUCAGAAGAAUGACGUUUGUCCGGUAACCAAACAAGUCGUCGUUGAUAUUGAGCUCACACCAAACCACACCCUCCGGCGUCUAAUCCAGUCAUGGUGCACCCUUAAUCCGUCGUCUGGCAUCGAGAGAUUGCCAACACCACGACUUCCGAUCUCCAAAAUCGAAAUCAUAAAACUCUUGAAGGAUUCAAAGUCUCCUCACCUGCAACUGAACUGUUUAAAGAAGUUAAAAGCGAUUGUUAUGGAGAACGAAAAGAACAAGAAGUUGAUGGAAUCAGUAGGAGCAGCUGAUUACCUUGCGUGGAUCUUAACUAACGUGGAAAACAACAUGACGUCAUUGCCACAGGCCGGAGAAGUUUCCGGUGUCGAUGAGUUUGUUUCGACUGGAGUAGAUGAAGUGCUAAGCAUUCUUCACCACCUUCACCUGUCACCAAUGAGUCUUAAAUCAUUGUUCGGAAAGACUGGAGAAUUCGUUGAGACGUUGACGCGAGUGAUGGAACGCGCCACCAGUUACGAGUCACGCACUUACGCCGUCAUGUUACUAAAAGCGAUGUUAGAGGUGGCGGAUCCCAUGCAAGUGACGUCAUUGAACCCUCGGUUCUUCAUGGUGCUUGUACAAAUCUUGAUGGAUGAAAUCUCCCGGAAAGCCACAAAAGCAACACUAAAGCUACUCAUCAACGUCUGUCCAUGGGGACGGAACAGGAUGAAAGCGGCGGAGGCAGGGGCAGUUCAGGUGCUGAUCGACAUCCUCCUGGAUUGCACAGAAAAGAGAGUCUCGGAGAUGGUUAUUGUGGUUCUAGACCAACUUUGUCAGUGCGCAGAAGGACGAUCGGAGCUGUUGAAACAUGGAGGUGGAUUAGCGGUGGUUUCCAAGAAGAUCUUCCGUGUGUCGUCGGUGGCCAGUGAGAGGGCGGUGAGUAUAUUGCAUUCGGUGGCGAAAUUCUCCGGCAACAGAAGUGUUUUACGAGAGAUGUUGCAGUUGGGGGUGGUAGGAAAGUUGUGUUUGGUGCUGCAAGUAGAUUGUGGAAGGAAGACGAAGGAGAGUGCCAGUGAGAUACUAAAGAUGCAUUCUAGGGAACCUCAUCGAUCAUCACCCAAUUAAAUGGUGUUCUCUUGGAAAUGGAGAAGGAGCACUUGUAACGUACAAGAUGUGAAUGGGUGGUUUCCGGUCAGAAUAUGAGGAGCAAUAAGAUCGACGGGGAGUAUAACGGUGGGGAAGCAGGCGGUGAAGAAGACGAUAAUGUGUUUUUGGUGGGGGAUGUUACUGGACAAGAACAUGGGAAAAAAUAUAUUCUAACAAUCUGUUAAAGUUUUGUUGAAGAUGAUAAAUCUGAAACAAAUUAGUUUAACAAUGAUGAUUUUAAAGAUCUUACCAAUCUAAAAUAAAUUAGUUUAAUGGGAUUAGAAGGUGUCAUAGCUUAACAUCCAUGGUCGUGAUCAAUUAUUACAAAAAUAAUAAUAAUAAGCAAUACUGUGAAACCAAUAGCAACGACUUCUCAGCAUUAGCGACAAGGCUUGUGACGACUCAAUAACAGUCACAUACGCCGGACAACAAAAUAGUGACAGCUAUUAUACAUUUAUACUUAGUGGUAAAAACAAUAGUGACAGCUAUUAUACUUAGUAGCGACGAACACUUGCUACCUCUAUUGCUCAAAUUUCUGGUAGUGAGUUUUUCUUCUAAUUAUUUUAAAAUUG